CAUGUGCAAACCGACGAGAGCCGCGACUCAUGGAGAAAAUUUUAGCCCUCAUAGCUGUAUCUCUUGGAAAAAAAGUUACUGUAUAUGCAGUGGGAAGGGUGAGUAUGUGCAUUUUUUGUUAUGUGAUUGAUUCUGGUGCUCUGGGAGAAAUUUUAUGUAUGGUAUAUCCAUUUCUAGGAAAUAGUGCUCUGAUCGUAAUGGAGUUUACAUCAGGUGAUUCGUGAUGUUUGUGAAGUUAAAUGAACUCCGAUCAUAGCUGACAUUUUGUGUUUCGACUGCUCAUGAAAAGGUGACUUGAUUUCUGCUAUUUAAAUUUGACUGUGGUUAGAUUAAGAACGGAACCGAUCGAUGAUUCGAGUGAACUGGCUACAUGUAGCUGAGUCAAGGGUGACGUAACAGUUCAUUUGGUUACAAAAUACUACACAUCAUGCUGGGACAAAUGUUACAGCUGUUAUAACCGUCUCUUCUCACUAGGCUAAUUUUCUGCCGUUAAUCUGCCGAAAUACCCAAAACGAAACUGGCGGAUGUCAAUAAGCUUAUGAGUUUUAGAGUUUGGUGCUUUCCAUACGAGCCGUGUAGCAAAGCUGGCUUGUCAAAGGACCAGUCUAUUGUCAUCUGUUUAUGUCAGAAAUGUCAUCCUCUUCACAACGCCGAGAUUUUAGAUCAGUAACGCUAUUUUUUCAAUAAGAAAUUUCAGCCUGGUUAACUGAGAUAAACAUUGUGAUAUCUUUCCAAAUUGAUCUCAGUAAGUGAGAUGAAGUGUUCAUACGGUGUAUUGGAAAAUUUCCUAAACAAUUUUCUUGUCUCUCGACAAGAGGAAAAAACAUCUUUCUCUAUGUCUUUACGGAGUUUUAAAUCUACUAUCUUUCUUAUUCUUUUUACACACAUGAUGCCUUUUGACAGGACAUGUGUCACAUGUGAAUGUCAUAAUGGCAUAGCUCACCAUAGAGUCUCUGUAGCUCAGUGGAAGAGCAGCAGAGCUUGGAAUCUGACAGUCUAAGGUCUGAUUCCUCAUGGGAACUCAUAAAUUUUCUUCACAUGAAGUUCAUGCCAAGACAAAUAAAUGUCUCACUGUACUUUCAUACUUCUGUAAAGGCUGACAAGAUUUAGAGAUCACAUUGAUAGUUUGUAAGCCCAAGGCCCUCUUACCAGUAGACUGUGGUUAUAAGGGCAAGGAAAUCAGUCUCAAUUUUUUUGUCUCUGAUUUGGCAGACACAGGGGACUCUAAGGGAUUUUACCAGGACUGUAUUUAAGUAUAGACCCCACUCUCCCAUAGUCAAUACACUCCACAUGGAAUUCCUUAACAGAAUCUUCUUCAGUUCACUGGAAAUAACUUAAGAAUGGUUGUAAUGCCAAAGCCAACUGAUUGAGAUGUCUAUCAUCUGAUGUCAAGCCAACUUAAUCAAACAUGAUUGAUCAGUAAAAAAUAUUUUUACCAUGUGACCAGAUCUUGGCUUGAAACCAUUUUUGCAGGAACAAAUUAGGCAAAUCUGAGUGGGUUCAUUCUAUUUUCCCCACACAGAGAGCUAGCAAUGCAAUGACAUCUAUUUUGUUUACAUUCCCAUAGUACUAUGGAUUCCCAAGACUUUAUAGAAGAUUUGCAGAAUUCAACAGAAGAGUGACAUCUAACAGACAGACCCUUAGGAGAAGACAAGAAGCCAUGAAGUUUGUGUUCAGAGUUCCAAACAAAAUCUUAGCAUUUUUCCGGUGAGGAAAUAUUUUAAUUCCUUAUACUCACAAAAACUGAAUUACACAGAUGAUGUCCCCUUAAAAGUAAUAACUCUAUGUGUAUGCAUAGAUGAUGACCACAAUUAACUGCACAUGGUGGAUGACAAGAGAUAUCCAUGCUAUUUUAAAGAGAAGGAUUUUUAGAUAAUGUUGGUUAUGAAUAAUGAGGAAAGUAAAUCACUGAUUUUGCAAAAGUUCAAGGAUAUCGGUUGCCAUAAAGCUAUUGGAUCACAUCACUCAUGUUGCAUGCAUUCAGGGUGUCGACAUGAAUUUGAGUUUGUAUCAAGUAUGUCCUCUUUUUUCAUUAAUUUUUGUUCUAUCUGUAGCUUGAACUUAACCCUUUAACUCCCAGAAGUGAUUCACUUGUAACUUCUCCCUAUAAUAUCCAUCCACUCUCCAGCAAACAGGUUAUGAGAAUACUUAAAUGUAUCAGAUAGAAGUUGUUAUCUUGAUCUAACACCUAAUUCUUGCAACUAAUUUACAAGGAAAUGUGUAGCAGCUAGAGGGGAGAAUUAACCAACAGAUCCUGGGAGUCAAAGAGUUAAAGAGUUAAUAAUAUAUUAAUAGUGACCUGGUUGUUCAAUUUUAGAGCCUUUUAGUUGUGACUGACCAUAACCUAAUGCAUCAAUCAAUUUGAAGUUUCCACCUCCCCCCCACCUCCCAUUCAGGGAACCCCCAGGUUUUAAACUUUUGGAGUUUGGUUGGUUCAAAUUCCACUCUCCUUGGAACCAAAAUGGUGUUCAAAUGUCCCAUCUAAGUGUGGGGUUUGAUUAUCAAUUUUUCUGUAAAAGGCAAAUUUGUGACUGUGGCUUUCCUGUAAGCCUUUGCUUCUGGGCCAUCUACCAGUGGAAGUGACCUUUUUACCUUUCAAUGCCCCCAUAUUAAAAGAUAAAACACAUUUAUUCAGACUUGACUGUUCAGGUGUAAAUUCCCUACCCCAACCUUUCGAGGUUCAAAUUCUUCACCUUUGGGGAGGACUGUCAGAUGCCUGUGGGUUGCUACUGGUGAGGGGGGGGGGGGAUGAAGCCUUGAAUUGAUUGGUGCAUAACCUUAAUCUAAUUCAAACAUGCACAGGCUAAUGAAACAAAUUGGAAAAUAGUUUGAGGUUUCUUGCUUUCCUGUGAAAUUGUAAAUUAUUAACCCUUUUAUUCCCAUGAGCGACCAAGACAGAAUUUCUCCUUUCAACAUCAAUACAAUAUUAAGCAGACAAGUGAUGAGAAUAAAGACAAAUGUAAAUUAGGGGAUUAG
Molecule: messenger RNA, 2976 nt
Organism: Pocillopora meandrina
Lineage: Eukaryota; Metazoa; Cnidaria; Anthozoa; Scleractinia; Pocilloporidae
Source: the annotation of a GenBank genome assembly